UGCAGCAGCAGCAGCGGCCAACGCCGCCGCCACCGCCGCCGCCUUAUGGGAGUGUGCGUGCCUCCCGCUCCCUCCCGCCCGCUCCCCGGGCUGUAAGAGAGGGCAGUAAAUCUGGAGCGAGAGACACCCGCUCUGCCGCACGUUUCCAGGCGCCGGCUUCCCAGCCGCCGCCUCCACCUCUACUGCUGCUUCUCUUUGUCCGGGGAAAGGAAGGAGGGAGGGAAGAAGGGAGGAGUAGUUGCUGCUGCUGCUGCUGCUGCGGCACCAGGUGCAUCCUCGGAGCUCUCCAUCACUCGGCGCCCCUUCCCCCGGGCACUGAGCCGCGCGCUUGGAGACCCGUGGCGGGGCGGCGGCAGCUUCCUUGGGUGGGUGUCCGCGUACAGGUUUCCAACAACUGGAUUGAUUGUCUACUAGGGAAAAUUGUCACCAAUGGCAGUAAAACUGAUUUUCUGGUGCACUGGCUCCUAUAUAGUCCUAAAAUCUUGGAGAUUCAUGAUGAAAAAGACUUGCCCUGCCAUAGAAGGAAAUGAUGGAGUCUAAAUGCAGCUUGAGGUCAGCUGGACUAACUGGCUCUCAUUCAGAAGGAACCUAACAGACCAGUUACCUUGCCGUAUGUCCUGAACAUUGCUUGGCUCUGGAAACUGUUCUAAAAAUGAUCAAAGCAGGACAAAAAUGUAACAGUGACAUGGGACUCCAAGCGGCCUGAGAAGCAGUGUCUAUUUAAUUGCUUUGCAAUUGGGAAGAAGGACUUUUAGAUUUAGUUGGGCCACUAAGAAAGGCACCUUCCUGCCCACUGAAGGGUUAAAAUGAGUGCUCCAUUGGUUCCCAACAAGUCAUGUUAUUCUCAGGUGCAAGACAACAGAAAUGGAGUGAAAAAUAAUAAUGAAAGCGCCCCAAGCUUGGGAGACACCAACGCCAACCAAAUCACACCCGAGGUCAGCCCCUCUGUUGGUGACACCGAGAGAUGUGGUCUUGUAGAAGAAAUUGGAAACGGGAAUAUAGGUGGAUCAGAGACUAUCACCCAGCUCCACGAAGACUUCCACCAACUUCGGGCUUAUAGGAAAGAAGCCCAGAGUGGCCACAUCAGUCUGAAGGAAUUGACGUUUGCUUCUACUCGACCGAAGGAUCUGAAUGAAGAGUGCGCGAUGGAGGAAGCCGUGGAUAUCAUUCCUCAGCUGAUCCAGGGACCAGAGCUGUCCAGUCUGAAAAGUGUUGUUCAUGGGGCCCAUCCAGAGGUUCUUGCUCUAAGUGAUGCUGACAUUAUCCAGCAUGUGUCUAGGGAGAAAUUGGCGAAAACCCAAGAUAGUGAAGAACUGAAACGACAUUCUUUGGAAAGAGCGAGCAGCUUUCCUGCUAAAAUGGAAGCAUUCACAAGAGAGCAUGCCAGUAGCCUGACUUAUAAACACUUCCAGCCUGCUUUGCUCGAUUCCACUGAAACCUCAUCACAUCAUGUAGCUGGAGGCAUAGAGAAAUCACAGAAGACAUCAACGGAUCACCUUCUAAGGGCAGUUUUUCAUCCAAAUGACAAUACCUCAGAGGAAAAGAUUGUGUUUUAUCCUAAACCAUCUACCUCAGGAACCGAGGAAACUGUUCUCCCAGAGACCCACAUGGAGGGGAGAAAUUCUCUGAAUAUUGGCAUUGAAAGCACACCCCAUCCUGCCUACCGAGAUCCCCCUCUCAUUUUCACUACAGCACCAGAGAGGAUCUUGAAGAAGCCAGAAGCACAAUUGGGUCAGGGAGAGGAGGGGCCCAAACCAGAGGUGAAAAAUGCACCACCCUCGCAACCCAAGAAGGUUUGGGAGCAAAAAUGGCCACAGGCCGAAUGCCCAGACCUGCCCAAGGUAGAAGGCAUGUUGACAUUGGAGAAGAAAGAAAGGACUGAGGGAAAAGAGGGAGGAAGAGUCCUGCCCUUUCAAGACUCGUGUGAGGAUGCAGUGGAUCACGUCACAAGUCAAGGGACGACCUCUGCAGAUGGCAUUCAGGGAUUUUCUGAGUUGGGGAGAGGAAGUAGUGACAAUGAGAAGGAGAUAAAUACUCUGUGUGAUGAAGGUUCAGGAGCUACUGCCCAGAAACUGGAGGCUGCCCUCCCUGUUGCCUUAGAGACUGACAGUGAUCAAGAGAGAGGCAAAGGUAUACUAGCCCCAGCUAAGUGCUUGGGGGAAGCGGUACCCGAUGGCAUUCCCAAAGGCGAUGGCCACACAGCAUUUACUCCUGGCAUUCUAACUGAGAGCAAACCUUUGAAAGUUAAAGAAAAUAAAAGCAUGGUAGUUGGAGGAACCAUGGAGAACAUCGCAGUUUUAGCUCUGGACCCUUUGGCUCAAACCAACGGCGAAAGUGUGUCCAUUGAACAUCCAGUCCAUCAGGACAGCCCUUUAGAAGCAAUGAAGGAUCACCAGUCUGCUGCUGCUCCUGAAAAUAAAGAUCUUCCAGAUGAGACAGCAAAUGAGGUGGAAACGGUUGCAGGAAGAACGGUUGGCAUCCCAAGAUCACUGCACGCGGCGACAACUGUAGAUAUGAACCACCAGCCCUCCUCCUCCAACAGCAAUCUGAAGGAGCUUUAUACAUUUCACCAUGACACGGUGUCAUCUUCUACCAUCCUACCUCCCGUUGACAGUGCACAGUUAUUGAAUAUAUCUUCUAAAGUGCCUAAUAAGACUGCUUGCAACAGCGGGAUUCCCAAGCCCAUCUUGGUACAUUCCAAGGACUCUCUUCCCAACCAGGGAGAGAUGGAGAGUGACUUUGUUGAGAGACCUGAAGAGAAGAUGGAAUCAGAGCCCAUUAUCAUACCUAAACCGAAACACGUGAGACCCAAAAUCAUCACUUAUAUCAGGAGGAAUCCUCAGACUCUUGGCCCGGUGGAUACCUCGUUGGUUCCCGUGGGGCAUCCUUAUGCUGCUCCAUCAUGUGGCAUGCCUCUGUCAAAAGACCAGAAGGCAUCAAGUGGUGACUUGAAACCGGCCACUAACCUCUAUGAAAAAUUCAAACCAGACUUGCAGAAACCUCGAAUCUUCAGUUCUGGAUUGAUGGUAUCUGGGAUCAGGCCUCCAGGACAUCAUUUUAGUCAGAUGAGUGAGAAGUUUUUGCAGGAGGUUGCAGACAGACCCGGGAAAGAAGAAUUCUGUUCACCCCCAUAUACCCACUAUGAAGUACCUCCAACAUUCUACCGAUCUGCCAUGCUUCUUAAACCCCAGCUGGGUUUGGGUGCGAUGUCCAGGCUGCCAUCUGCCAAAAGCAGGAUUCUAAUUGCAAGUCAGAGGUCUUCAAGUACUUCUCUUCAUCCGCCAGGACCAAUUUCAAAUGCUACCAAUCUCUAUCAUUCCGAUCCUUCAGCUGAUUUGAAGAAAGCCUCCAGUUCAAAUGCUGCAAGAGCCAACCUUCCCAAAUCUGGACUUCGCCCUCCUGGAUAUUCUCGUCUCCCAGCUGCUAAACUGGCAGCGUUUGGUUUUGUCAGGAGCUCCAGCAUUUCUUCUGCCUCCAGCAACCAGUCAGUGGACAGUGUCCAAAGCGAUCAGAAUAAAACAGCCCACCGUUCCAGCUUUGUAAACGAAGACCAGCCUGCUCCGAAGGCAGCUGUGCUUUCGAAAGAUGCGCCCAAGGGGACCAGUCGGACCACAACACAAGCCCCCAACAUUGUGACUACUCCCCGCCGGAGUUUGCUUCCUGCGCCAAAACCACCCUCCACGCCUGCUGGAUCUAAGAAGGAGGUGCAGAAAGAUCAAGAAGCCAAUAAGCCAGUUGUUUCGUCCCCUAAGAGACUGGCCGCUUCAACUACAAAACUUCACUCACCAGGAUACCCAAAACAAAGGGCUGCUGCUCCAAGAAAUGGGUUUGCCACCAAACCCGAUCUACAGGCCAGGGAAGCGGAAAGGCAGUUUGUUCAACGACUGAAAGAAAAAUGUGAAGAACAAUCCAAGCAGCUGAGCUCCAUUCAGGGAGAACUGCAAAGGGCCAUCCGAGGCUUUGAAGUCUUUGCUGUGUCUACUCAGCAUUUCUUUGGGAAGAAUGAAAGUGCCCUUGUGAAAGAAAAAGAGCUGUCCAUCGAACUUGCAAACAUCAGGGAUGAAGUUGCCUUUAAUACAGCAAAAUGUGAGAAAUUACAAAAAGAGAAGGAGGACCUGGAGAGAAGGUUUGAGGACGAGGUGAAGAGACUCCGUUGGCAGCAGCAGGCUGAACUCCAGGACCUGGAGGAAAGGCUGCAGCAGCAGUAUGUGGGAGAAGUGAAACGCCUACAGGAGGAACAUCGGCUGCAGCUAGUGAGGAUCAAGUGUCAGCAUCAGGAGCAGGUAGAAGAUAUCUCAGCUACCCAUGAGGCCACCUUGUUAGAGAUGGAAAACAAUCAUUCUGUGGCCAUCGCUGUCCUCCAGGAUGACCAUGAACACAAAGUUCAAGAACUGAUGUCUGCCCAUGAGCUUGAAAAGAAAGAAUUGGAAGACAGUUUUGAAAAACUGCGGUUAUCACUCCAGGACCAGGUGGACACGCUCACGUUCCAGAGCCACUCUCUCCGGGACAGGGCCAAGCGCUUCGAGGAGGCUUUGAGAAGAAACACCGAGGAGCAGCUGGAGGUCGCGCUGGCUCCCUACCAGCACCUGGAAGAAGACAUGAACAGUCUGAAGCAAGUCCUAGAGAUGAAGAAUCAACAAAUCCACCAACAGGAAAAGAAGAUAAUUGAGCUGGAAAAGCUGGCUGAAAAGAAUAUUAUCCUAGAAGAAAAAAUCCAAGUGCUCCAACAGCAAAAUGAAGACCUCAAAGCAAGAAUUGACCAGAACACUGUGGUCACAAGACAGUUAUCAGAGGAAAAUGCUAAUCUUCAGGAGUAUGUGGAAAAAGAAACCAAGGAAAAGAAGCGAUUAAGUAGAACCAAUGAGGAGCUGCUUUGGAAACUCCAAACUGGGGACCCCACCAGCCCCAUUAAACUGUCCCCCACCUCUCCCAUUUAUCGCUCUUCCUCUGGGCCUCCUUCGCCAGCCAAGAUGAGUACUGCUCCAAGAUGACACCACCACGCAGCCUUCAGAUGCCCCCCAAGCUUCCUGGAUCCCCUGAGGGUUUUCAUCCCAAGAGAGUAUUAACAAGAGUAGGUGAUCCCUGAGAUCUGCUACUGCCUGCAUGCUUGGUAGCAGCAUACCUGUGUCCUAGACGGCAUACUCUUCUAAUUCCAGUGUAAGAAGUCUUUGAUCUUGGCGCUCUGAUUUCCUAGAAAAGUGUAAACCUCGUAGUCUGGCGUGCAAACUUUUUUUUACCAUAGUUAGAGCCAAAAGACAGAAAGCUCUGAUGACUGAUUGUCUUUCUAAGGUGAACUUUCACUGCAAUAUUUCAGGUUAGUACAAAUGGUUCAAUUGGGAAUAGACCCUCAUGUAUGUACCACACCAACAUGUGUGUAUCUCUUGACCUGUAUAUGGAUGUCCUUGCAGCAGUUCUGAAUUGCAUUUUUUUAUAAUGCUAAGUGCUGAUAUAUUUUAAUGAUAGUCAGCAGUUUUCUAACUUGUGCCUAAGAAUUAUAACUAAAUUAGAUGCAUUUCUGUCUAGCCUCCCAGGAAUAUUUCUACCCAAAACAGGAAAAAAAAAAAGAAGCGCCUUCAGCCAUCCACCAAGUGGUAACCCUAUUUAACGUGAACACCAGCGAUUUGUGAUAUGGUAACUUGCCUUCACAACAAUCAGCUUCUUAUUCCACUUGUUAUGAGGUCACUGUUAUUCCAUUUGAAUUUUAUUAUUAGUAUCCUUGCUGUGUGAGUUGAUGAGGGACAGCAGCAAGAAACCCUGAGGGCUAUAGCAGUUUCUCAGAUGUUUUUCAUGACAGUGACUGGUAUGUGUUCUGAACCACAAGUCUUAGCUUUGUUCCUAAAUGACAUUUCAGAAGCAGUCGGCAAGCUAGCACGUGUUCAGAGAAAUGCGGUGGUCCUUCCAGAAGGAAGAUGAGAAGGACCACAGCAGGAACCAAGUUUUGGCCCCCAUCUCAAAAACCCUCUCCCAGAAACGACAAUUUUCCUUAAUACAGAGUGCACAGGCUGGCCCCAGCCUUUUGAUUUGAUUUGUUCCAGCUUCCCAUAAUCCUCUGGAGAGAUGUUGAAAAUGGAUAAAUGCAUAAAUAAUUACAUAAUGCCACGUUAGGGCCCUCCCCCCAUUAAAGGCCACCACUAGCCCUUCAGAUUGACCUUGAGAUCUUAACUACCCAUGUCUGGACUGCCAGUGGGAAAGGGGAUGUUGGCAACUUCCAGAGAACUGGCUAGUCCAGAUGGAUGAAGCCCUGAGCUUUGCUAGAUCAUCAUGCGGGAACCCUUGUUCAGUGAUGAGCCUGCAAAGCAGUUGAGGAGACUUGCUCCACAUGUAGCCUGGCCAGUUCUCCCAGAAGGAGCCUUGAUGACACAGACAACCCGAGGUUAGCCCCGGUUCUCUGUUGUUGGCUCGGGUGGGCCAGAUGAGGCCCCCUGCCUGCCAGGGCUUGUGUCUGGGAUGAUAGAAUUAGGACGUGAAAGAUGUUCUGUGGUGGUGUGGCAUAUUAGGAGUGUGGCUUACAAAAGGAGAAAAAAAUUAGUUUUUAAAAGAUGUGAAGAUGACGGUGGUAGUAAUGAUGAUGCCAUGAUUUUGUGUUUGUGGCAAGGACCCUAUGUGUCGCCCCUCUUCCUGAAGUUCCCUACGCCGAGCCCUGAGGCCCAAAGCAUACAGGCUCAGAGAGAGAAGGCACAGGGAGGAUCAUCAGCGGCUCCCCGGCGCUGUGCGCACAUGCUGCCGGCAGACACGUCUGGUCCAGGUAGAUGGAUGAGGCGACUCUCCCGGCAUGAAGCAAGGGUGUGCGUGCUGGGCCCUGGCACAGCUAGUUUCCAGUAGAUUUCCAAGUGUCUCUUGCCCACUUCAGGACAUGAAAAUUAGGUUAAGGUUUAAGAAACAUUUAUUUUUUCUUUAGUGGCUUUGCAUGAUGCUGUGAUAUUGAGUACGUUGGGCAUUCCGUUAGAAUAGAUCAUGCCAUAUUGACUAAGAGUUUUGAAAUACACAAUUAGAUGUAAUUUAACUUAGCAAGUAUGACCUGCAGGUACACACACGUCCCCAAGCAUAGUUCCUUAUUACGGCAACUUCCACUUUGCACUUGCUAAAUGCAGCUUCCCUGGCAAUACCUAUUUGUGUUAUGUUAGGUUCUGUGAUGAUGCCAUGUGUUAGGACGUUACAGUAAGAGUGGUAGCCAUGUUAGAACAAAAUCCCUUACUGGACUGACCAGAGCUUUAUACCCACCUGACUUUGGCCAGCUGAGUGAGCCACAUGGGCCCUGGCUUUAUCUGGGCUUUGCUGCCCCCUUCAUCUUGCCCCUCACCUCUGUUGAAAGACAUAUAAGCAGCAGCAGCUGCUUCCCUUCCUCCCCACAGAGAACUCAGGCCUCCCCCAAAAUGAGACUCUUCUGUCCCUCCUUUCAUCUACCCAUAUCUGAAAUACUCAGCAGAAGAUCCUUCUCACCAUCACCCACCCACAACCAGACCCAUUUCUGAUCGCCUCUGCCCCCGUCCCUCCAUGGAACCUGAGCUUUGACCGAGCAACAAGAUCACCAACAAAAACUUGGCCCCACAAAGAGUGCGUGCACGUGGCUGUGGGCACGGGCGCCUUUCCCGUGGAGCUUGGUGAGAUUUGUGACAUCCUGGUCUUGUUAGACUUUACAGGACUGCCCCCAGCUCUCCUAAAAGUCCUUGAUGACGUGUGAAGUGAAGUGAAACUGCCCAGCGGGGAUCUUAGGACAGCCCUUGAGUGAGAGACCCUCCCCCUGACUCAUCUAGAGAAAGUGUUUUAGAAAUAAGGAGCUAUUUUUGCAUGGGAGCUCAUACCGUUUCUACCAACUUAUUUCCCCAGUGAGCCCCCUAAUCACCCCCAGCCCCUGCAGGAUGAGGUUUCUGAGUCUUCAUUGUCAUCAUGGUCCUGGAUUCCUCUGAAGCCAGCUCAUGAUCCUCUGGAGAAGAGUGGUUCUGCUUAGGGAAGUCAGUGGUGGGCCAUGACCUGGUCAUGUCAGAGUGAGAGAAAUUGCACACCAAUAAAAAAGAACCAACUGGCGAUUCAUGACAAAUUUCUGCGGUCCUAUUUUUUUUAACACCAUUUGUUUUCCAAUCAGACCUUAUUGGGACCAUGUCCUUCUGCAGACAUCCACCCUUGCCCCUUGGUUCACUCAGAGCAGACUUUGCCUUGGAUUCCUGGCCACAGGCCAAGCAGGGUCCUGGUUUAUGGACAGCCGUCGCCCUUCUCUGGCAAAGGGAGUGAUGUGACGUAACAGCAUCUCUCGGGAGCUGGUCAGUAAGGGGGAGGAGGGGGCUUGUGAGAGCUUGAAGGACUGUCAUGUACUCUACAAGUACAGGGUUAAAGAGUCCCAUCACAGCACUUCCCUCCAGGUAAGAAAGCUUAACCACAUGCAAGAUGGGAGGCUAAUUCCUGUCAGAAACAUCAUCAGUGAACCCAGAAAGCUCAUCUUUAUUUCUUCUUACCUUCAAAGGAAGGGCUCCUCUCUGGAGUGGAGAAGAAAGAUGCACGGCCAGCAGAUAAUGUCUAGAAAAGUCUAGAAAAAUUUUAAGGACUCCUUUUAUAUUACUUCUAGGGAAGACCUAUUUCCUUAGGGCAGGUUUGGGAACAGUCCAAAGCAGGUGACCUUUCAGGACUCCUUAAAUGAGUCCAUUGGUCAGUAGCUUUCUUCUGGAUCCCUGAAGGCUUAUCUGACCCUCUCAUCUAUUCAGAUAAAAAGAAUAAUGUACUAUGGCAAGCAUUAUAAAGUAGUCAAGACUGCAGCUUUUGGUAAGGUCAACACUGGACCAUCAAUGGGAAAUUUGGCUUUCCAUUUGAGUGACAGUUCCUUAAUUACUUAAAUGCUCUAAAGACAACCUAGACACUUUAUUGAUCCACAACCAGUUUUCUUUUUGGAGUCCUCUUGAACGUAGAGCCUCUAAGACCCUCUGGAAGUCACAUCUCCCCAAUAAGGGCUAAAAAAGAUUAGCAGCGUACAUUUGUUCAGAAGAGAAGAAGAUGGUCAGCCUCCAGAUGGGGGAAUUACAUAGGAAUUGAAAAGAGUUUAGGUUGGGACAACUGAGCAGAUUCCCAGAUGCUUUUUCACAUUUUUACUGUUCCAUUGUUUAAAUAGAAAUCAGUUCUCAAAACAUGUUACAUUAUUGCUGUAACCAAGACAAGUACCCAAAUAUUCCCAAGCCCCAUGUGAAAACUUUAGGAAUCAUCCCGUGCUUUGGACUAUACACACCUCCCUCGUCUUCCAUGACAAGUUAACUCCACUGCCCAAAGGGGUUUGGGAAAUGCUGAGAAAACCCCCUCGAAAGUUUUUAAACCCAACCAGACUUUUCUGAUCUGUAGCUUCCCCUGCCCCUUCUCAUGUCAUAUUAAAUCCAAAAGGUCAGAACAGAAAAAGCACCAAGGGACUGGCCCGUCCAUCACGCAGCCUGACUUGUUUUACCCACUACACCAGUGUUUGUGAUUCUACAAUAUUGGGCUCAGGGAUUCCCAGGACAUCUUUGCAAUACUGAAGGCUCUUGAUAUUUGUGAAGCCCUGGCAUGCCACAAUCUUGUUUCCCUGAUAUAUAAAACUGCAUUCCAUCCCAUUAGCCAUGGACAGUGAUACAAACUGAAAACCAAAACCUUUAUGCAUGUGUAUAAUAGUCUUCAUUUUAUUUACAUGUCUUGGCUGCCAGCCUAGAUAGAUGGACCAUCUGACUGGUCUUUGCUUAGCUGCUCUCAUGUUCGCAACGUAUAGGAAUACAGUUCUUUUCCUCCUUAAUAAAAACAGCUCAGCCCCUCCGACCCCUGCAAAGCCUUCAGUCUAGUUGGAUCGGUCAGGCCAGGACCAAUAAUGAGGUGUGUGAAAUGAUUUGCUGCAAAUGUCCAUGUGGCACCCUUAGCUUCCUUUGCCCGUGACUGUGGCCUUUAGAAUAGAGGCUUCGCUUGGCCAGGCUGUACUAUUCCAUUCAGAAAUUAAUAGACAGCAUUGACCUAUUCCCCACUCUUCCUCACCCUACAUGUUAUGCCCACCGGGUGCUGCUAAACUAGCAAUGGGGGAACAGGGGGGAUAUCACCAAUCUAGAACCCCUAAGACUGAAGGCCUGAGUCCAUGAAGGGUCCCAUCAUCAGAGCUCGUUCACCUUUGGGGGCAAGUUUGGACUUUUACAGAGAGCUAAAAGUAGCUUUGAAACCUGACAGAUCCAGAUGAAGGACUGAACACCUUAGAUGAUGACUGGCUCUCUUCAAAUCAUCAUCCUAUCCAGCACCAAUGGUCAAGGUUUUGUUGUUGUGUUCAUUGUAAAUUCCAUAAGUCCCCAUCAGGCUCGAGGCUGCCUGGAAAGGGAAGGGUCACAACCCUCUUGGGCCACUGGAUGGCACUGCUGCCUACAGGACUGCAACCACCUGCUGCCAGUCUGGGGUCAGAUGCGGACCACUGCAGAUCCCCCACCCAUCCCUUCCACCCCACUCAUCAGCAGCUGUCUUCCUCAGAAAGAAUCCAGUGUAGACCGGAGGCCUUGAAUGGUUUAGGAACUAAUAGAACAUAUCCUCCACUUCAGGGGCACAGGGUGGAGAUCCUUUCUCCUUUUUUAAUUUCCUCAUUCAGGUCCUCAAUGGGCUGCAAGAUGCUGCAGACGAGGGAGCCCUUCCGGUUUCUUUUUUUCAGCCAAGUUUUAGGUAAGAAUAGUUCCUGCCUUUCACACGAAGCUCACCGAUGACUGGGGUCAUCAGGUGUGCAGAAAUAAUCAGUUUCACUGGGGGGGAGGGGAGCGUGAAAAUGAAAAUCAGGUAUUUGAUGUCUGCACUGAAUGCAUUUGUGUCCUGUGGACACAUUGCACACCCCUGUGUAAAGGGUUGGGUUUUUUUCCACACCAUCCGAGUUACUCAGUCUGAUUAAUACGUCGUUGACAAAUGACACGAAGAGUUUGUAUCGAGUCCUGAUGUACAGAUAAGUGUAAUAUAUUCCUGAUAAUAAAUACAUGCUUCAGUGCCGAAGGGACGGAAGCAUGCAAACGGC
Monodelphis domestica (gray short-tailed opossum) is the source of this 10978-nucleotide messenger RNA. It is a transcript of the gene MTUS2, whose product is annotated as microtubule associated scaffold protein 2. Gene Ontology annotation, molecular function: microtubule binding. Lineage: Eukaryota; Metazoa; Chordata; Mammalia; Didelphimorphia; Didelphidae. Gene Ontology annotation, cellular component: cytoplasm; nucleus. The record is from RefSeq and is a predicted model, not a curated record.